AAGGUGGAAUGAUCUUCCGUUCUUCGGGGAGCUACGGUAUUUUCCAAACUGGAUCUGCGGUCCGGAUACUGGCAGAUACGGAUGGCGGACAACUCUAUCCACAAAACUGCUUUCCGAACUCGGUACGGAUCGUACGAGUAUUUGGUAUGCCGUUCGGACUCACCAACGCCGGCAACGUUCCAAGCCGAAAUGAACCACAUUCUACGACCACUUCUGGACGAAUGCGUGGUGGUGUACCUGGACGACAUACUCAUCUACUCGCGCGACAUGAAGCAGCACGUCGAACACCUGCGACGCGUCUUCGAAAUUCUUCGACGAGAACGAUUCUACGUCAAACUGUCCAAGAGCGAAUUCGCCCUGAGAAAGGUCCAAUUCUAGGACACAUGGUGAGCGCUCAAGGAGUUCACGUCGACCCCAAGAAAAUCGAAGCCGUACGUACGUGGAAGACACCCGAGAACGUGAAGGAGUUGCAGCAGUUCCUAGGCUUCGCUAAUUACUACAACAGGUUCGUGCCACAGUAUGCGAAACUCGCGGCACCACUCACGAAUCUGCUGAAGAAGAACACGCCCUACAAAUGGGAGACGAAGCACCAGGAAGCCGUGGAGCAGCUGAAACAAGCACUAACGUCCGCACCGGUGCUCAUCUUGCCAGAUCCCGAACGUGACUACGUCAUCGAAGCAGACGCCAGUGAUCAGGCCGUGGGCAGUCUUGAUGCAAGACCAGGGGAAUGGACUGCAACCAAUUGCCUACCUCAGCAAGAAACUGCACGGGGCAGAACUCAACUACCCGAUACACGACAAAGAGGCUCUUGCAUCAUCGCCUUCAAAGCGUGGAGAUGCUAUCUCGAAGGACGAAGAACAACCGUCUACACCGACCACUGCAGCCUGAAAUAUUUGAAGACACAACCCAACCUUUCCAGGCGGCAGGUCCGGUGGAUCGACUUCCUCGAGACACACUUCCACUACGACAUCGUGUACAAGCCCGGCCACAAGAACAAAGCAGACGCUCUCAGCCGGCCUGCACACGUUGCCGAUUCAGAAAAGCGACAUCUGCUACAGUGGGACAGUGACAUCGCGUACCGGAAAGGAUCAACAAAAAUCUGGGUACCCAAUUACCCUCCUUUGCGCCAGUUACUACUCGAAGAAUACCACGACGUCCUGUACGCCGGACACUUCGGUAGCAACAAGACGCUCACCGGUAUCGCCAAACACUACUACUGGCCCCAUAUGGCAGACGACGUCCAGAAAUUCGUCACCUCGUGUGAUACAUGUCAGCGGAUGAAGAGCAGCAAGCAGAAAAAGGCGGGCUACUGCAGCCUCUUCCUGUCCCAGAACAACCAUGGCAAGUGGUUAGCCUGGACUUCAUCACCGGGUUACCACCUACCUCCAGCGGUCAUGACGCCAUCCUUGUCGUCAUUGACAAGUUCUCCAAAAUGGGACACUUCAUCCCGACACACACGACGGCACGCACCGAGGAGACAGCACAACUCUUCGUUCGUCACAUCAUCUCACAGCAUGGCAUCCCAACUACACUCAUCUCCGACCGAGACCCCAAGUUCACCAGCAAGUUCUGGAAGGAACUUAUGUCUCUGCUCGGCACCAAACUCGCCAUGUCAUCCGCAUACCAUCCGCAGACAGACGGACAGACCGAGCGCCUCAACCAAAUUGUUGAGCAACUCCUCCGAGCAGCCUGCAAGGACGACAUCUCCAAAUGGGACUUGCACCUGCCCGUACUGAGUUUGCUUACAACAAUGCUACACA
Molecule: messenger RNA, 1760 nt
Organism: Closterium sp. NIES-67
Lineage: Eukaryota; Viridiplantae; Streptophyta; Zygnematophyceae; Desmidiales; Closteriaceae
Source: the annotation of a GenBank genome assembly